AUGCAGUGUCCCUUCAAUCGAGCGCUCGUUCUCCUGCGACAAACACAUAAAAAAAAAAAAAAACCCAGUCCAUCAAGGUCUUCGUUUCAGUCAUGAGCAGAUCGGGGCAGCCUCCAGAUCUCAAGAAGUACAUGGAUAAGAAGCUUCAAAUCAAGCUGAAUGCAAAUAGGAUGGUGGUCGGAACACUCCGUGGGUUUGACCAGUUCAUGAAUUUGGUGGUUGACAACACUGUGGAGGUGAAUGGUGAUGAGAAAACUGACAUAGGCAUGGUGGUGAUCAGAGGCAAUAGUGUUGUCACUGUUGAAGCGUUGGAACCUGUGACCAGAACGCAGUGAUGAAUGGUUUUGUAUUUGUAGCGUACUAGGAUGGCGUUUAACUCUUAUGCUUUUUUACUCAGAUGUGAACACUUGUAUGAGAUGAAGAAGUUUAAUAUUUUGUGUUGCAAUGAAGGUCAUAUGAAUCCUUUAUUUGACCAGUGAUCUUGCUGUACCCCCCUCCAUUGGAAACAUACUUUUAUUUCAGCUCUAGAUUUUAAGCUAGCGGGCUCAGACUGUUAUUGAUUUGAAUUUUAAUAUUAUCGACAUGCCUUGGCCU
Molecule: messenger RNA, 594 nt
Organism: Populus euphratica (Euphrates poplar)
Lineage: Eukaryota; Viridiplantae; Streptophyta; Magnoliopsida; Malpighiales; Salicaceae
Product: probable small nuclear ribonucleoprotein G
Exons: 4
Coding region: 93-335 (80 amino acids)
Biological process (GO): mRNA splicing, via spliceosome; spliceosomal snRNP assembly
Cellular component (GO): SMN-Sm protein complex; U1 snRNP; U2-type prespliceosome
Molecular function (GO): RNA binding
Source: RefSeq, a predicted model, not a curated record